AUGGAGAAGUAUGGACCCAUCUGCUUCACCAAGAUUCUUGGAGUGAACGACGAAGAAGACGUUCCUGCCAAGGAGAGCGUGUCUCUUGCCAUCGGCGAGAACCCUCGAAAUGCGUCGCUCACGUUACCCCCAGCGCCAACGGCACCUGGAGGACCGUUGGGCCUUGCCAUGCUGACUAGGAACUUUUGGCGUCCUGGUCGUGAACUCAAGAUUGGCUUCCAAGGUGGCUCUACUUGGCAGAAGGACAAAGUCAAGCAGCAUGCUCCAGAGUGGACCAAGUUUGCCAACAUCAAGUUCACUUUUGUCGACUCUGGAGAAGUGGACAUCCUCAUCGCAUUUCACCCCGCCAAAGGUUCUUGGUCCUACCUGGGUACGGACUGCUCCUGGUUCAGCUCCAGGAACCAACCGUCUAUGAACUUGGGUUGGAUCAACGACAGCAAGUCUGAAGAUGAUCUUCGUUCCGUCAUUCUUCAUGAGUUUGGUCACGCGCUUGGGGCCGUCCAUGAGCACGAGAGUCCGUAUGCCCAGAUCCCAUGGAACAAGGACCAGGUCUACAAGGAUCUCGGCGGCCCGCCCAAUGGGUGGGACAAGACGAAGGUGGACCAGAACAUGUUCACCCUGUACACCCUUGAGAAGACUCAAGCUACGGACUUUGACCCGGAUAGCAUCAUGUUGUACUACUUCCCUGCCAGCUGGACCACCAAUGGAAAGGGUACUACUUACAACACCAAGUUGUCCAAGUCUGAUCAGGAGUACGUCAAGUUCUGCUAUCCUGCUGAUGACUACGACGCAGGGCAAUUCUCCACCAUGGAGGUUCGCCCCUGGGACAAGCCACACAUGGAUAACAACAAUGUCAUCUUCUACCGGCAAAAGUAUGAUGCAGUGCCACAGAUUCCUGUUGGCAUAACGUCUUUUGACAUCAGUCAAAGUGCCAACAUACGCAUCAGAGCUCUUGCCAGUGAUGCAACUAACGAAAAGUUCAAAGCGUCUCUUCAGAGUUGGGCCGACACCACGCUCUACUCUGCGUCUAUGACCUUCCUGGAGCAAAGCUCACGCUUCAGCUACAUCCAGACGGGCGUGUUCAACACCCAGGAAAUUCGUCCAUGGAACCAGCCGCAGCUGACCCAAUCCAAGAGGAUCAACUUUGCAACUCCAUUCAAGGCCCCUCCCAAGGUCAUCACCUGGCUGCAGUCUUUGGACAUGGACAAGAACAAGAACUGGCGCAUCAAGGUGUACCCUACUGACAUCGACAACGAAGGCUUUAUCAUCCACGCCGACUCGUGGAGUGACUCAAUCCUCUACAGUGCCGGGGUUACCUGGCUGGCCUACCCUGCCGAUCAGCCCGGAGUAGCAAGCGGCAAGUUCAGCACGGAGGAUAUUCGUCCGUGGAAUCGCCCGCAGGCUGAGAACUCCAGCGUCUUUAGCUUUUCCAAGGCAUUCAACAAGACUCCCAAGGUCAUCAUGGCCCUUGACUCGCUCGACUACGACCACAAUAAGAACUUACGUGUCCGGCUGAGCACUUCCUCGGUCACCAGCACGGGAAUUACUUGGCAUCUUCAGAGUUGGUGGGACUCGGUCAUGUAUAUGUCUGGAGCUUCGUUCUUUGCUUGGACUUGA
Messenger RNA from Fusarium verticillioides 7600, 1617 nucleotides. RefSeq lists its product as hypothetical. Gene Ontology annotation, molecular function: carbohydrate binding; zinc ion binding; metallopeptidase activity. NCBI's taxonomy places the organism in Eukaryota, Fungi, Ascomycota, Sordariomycetes, Hypocreales, Nectriaceae. The transcript is spliced from 2 exons. The coding region runs from base 1 to 1617 and encodes 538 amino acids. The record is from RefSeq and is a predicted model, not a curated record. Gene Ontology annotation, biological process: cell adhesion; proteolysis.